UCAUCUACACUUUCAUCUAACAGAAUUACACUCCACGAACCCCAAAUUUUCUCAUAUCUUACCCCUUCAAAGCCAGACCAGGAACACGUUGGUCUCUUAAUAUCCUCAAACACUAAUUAGUUCAACUCUUGCCGAAGCAACAAAGCCGUGCCAACUAAGUCGAUUCUUGAUUCGUCCACCAUCAUGCAGUCCCACCGUAUGAACAUCGCCACUGCCAUCCUCGGCCUCGCCGCUGCAGUCAAUGCAGUUGGCAACAGCUGGAACCUCUCAUGUGGAAGUACCUGUGAUGAUGACCUUACUGUCGUCGCUUCGGGAGACUACAGUUCAGGCACACAGACCUGCGGCAACUUCCCAGCCGAGUACAGCGUCUGCACUCUGGACGUGGAUGAGUCGGUGACCUGGGGCGAGCUGUACGGAUGGAUCAGCGAGGGUGAGGAUUGUGUUGGAACCGAGGAGCAGGAUAGCACCUUUGAAGCCGGCGUUUGCACGUCUGUGGCUGACUAUCAGUCUUAUAUUGUUGUCUUCGAGGUGUAAGGCGGGGAGAGAGACUUAGUGCAGACCAUAGCAUGGCUUGAGCUUGAAAAUUACGUCCUCGAUUG
Molecule: messenger RNA, 599 nt
Organism: Cryphonectria parasitica EP155
Lineage: Eukaryota; Fungi; Ascomycota; Sordariomycetes; Diaporthales; Cryphonectriaceae
Exons: 2
Coding region: 184-534 (116 amino acids)
Source: RefSeq, a predicted model, not a curated record